Aspergillus caelatus is the source of this 1871-nucleotide messenger RNA. It is a transcript of the gene sakA, whose product is annotated as mitogen-activated protein kinase HOG1. Bases 401 to 1498 code for a protein of 365 amino acids. Gene Ontology annotation, biological process: protein phosphorylation; osmosensory signaling pathway; cellular response to oxidative stress. Gene Ontology annotation, molecular function: ATP binding; MAP kinase activity. NCBI's taxonomy places the organism in Eukaryota, Fungi, Ascomycota, Eurotiomycetes, Eurotiales, Aspergillaceae. Gene Ontology annotation, cellular component: nucleus; cytoplasm. The record is from RefSeq and is a predicted model, not a curated record. The transcript has 9 exons.
GUAAACCUCCAGCGUUCCCACUUCCGACCCUUCUUUUUUUGCAAUACCCUACGUUCUUGUCGCGAACGUCAUCGGUCUUGCUUGGUUGUUACCGGACUUUCGAAAAGUCAACGGGCUAAGAGAGACUUCCUUUUUUCCCCACAUACCUCCUUGGGCGCCACCUACGGUUUCUCUGCUUCCUUCUUCACUACCAAAAAAGUGUUAUUAUUCGCCUUGUUACUCCAACUUCAUUUGCUAUCUCCAUUUUUUUUUUUUUACUUCACUCUCGUUUCUUCUACACACUCUCCCUGUCCCUUCCAUCUUUUUAAUUAUCUUGUCUCAUAUCCUGAGCAAGUCUAGAGGAUUAGUAUUCUUGUCGCUUUUCUCCGAAUCUUGGAGUUACAUCCGUCUGUAAUCCAAAAUGGCGGAAUUCGUGCGUGCCCAGAUCUUUGGCACAACCUUCGAGAUCACAAGCAGGUACACAGAACUGCAGCCCGUGGGAAUGGGUGCGUUCGGCCUCGUGUGUUCGGCGAGGGACCAAUUGACCGGACAGCCCGUCGCCGUUAAGAAGAUUAUGAAACCUUUCAGUACCCCAGUUUUGUCCAAGAGAACAUACCGCGAACUGAAACUAUUGAAGCACUUGCGCCACGAAAAUAUCAUCAGCCUAAGUGAUAUUUUUAUUUCUCCCCUCGAAGACAUCUAUUUCGUAACCGAGCUCUUGGGUACCGACCUCCACCGACUUCUCACAUCAAGGCCGUUGGAGAAGCAGUUUAUCCAGUAUUUCUUAUACCAGAUCUUGCGAGGACUUAAAUAUGUGCACUCAGCAGGUGUUGUGCAUCGUGAUCUUAAGCCGAGUAAUAUCCUUAUCAACGAGAACUGUGACCUGAAGAUUUGCGAUUUUGGUCUCGCCCGUAUUCAAGACCCCCAGAUGACAGGCUACGUGUCGACGCGAUACUACCGUGCGCCUGAGAUUAUGCUCACAUGGCAAAAGUAUGAUGUGGAGGUGGACAUCUGGAGUGCCGCUUGUAUUUUCGCCGAGAUGCUGGAAGGAAAGCCUCUGUUCCCCGGCAAGGAUCAUGUGAACCAAUUCUCCAUUAUCACAGAGCUCCUUGGUACCCCACCGGACGAUGUGAUUGAGACAAUCUGUAGUGAGAAUACUUUGCGAUUCGUCAAGUCUCUCCCCAAGCGAGAACGUCAACCCCUCGCCACCAAAUUUAAGAACGCUGACCCGGAUGCGGUCGACCUUCUCGAGCGGAUGCUGGUAUUUGACCCGAAGAAGAGAAUUCGCGCGGGCGAGGCGCUGGCGCACGAGUACCUUGCUCCGUACCACGACCCCACCGAUGAGCCUGUGGCAGAGGAGAAGUUCGAUUGGUCAUUCAAUGAUGCUGACCUACCGGUAGACACCUGGAAGAUCAUGAUGUACUCGGAAAUUCUCGACUUCCAUAAUAUCGAUCAGGGUACCGAGGCGAGCCAAGUCGCCGUUGAGGGAGCUGGAGAUGCCCAGCAAAAUUUUGUAUAAUCGGGUUCCUAAUUUCGCGGACGAGGCGCAGGCAAUAGUGCAGCGUGUUUCUGAGGUUAUCUUCUUUUCCCUUUUGUUCUCCUUGUUUGGUAUGUAGACUGGGCAUGAAGGCUGUGAUAUCUUUACAUCUACGGAUACUUUCUCAUUCACUGUCACGUGGUUGUUUUGCAAAUUCUGAGGCGCUUUUGCCUUCAGGACCUGUGGUUUUCUUACGACGUUGUUAGAAUCGGGGAGUUGAAAAUCAGUUGUGACAUUGAUUUUCCCUUUCUCUUUUGGUUUCUUGUUCCCUAUAUAUAAGUUACACGUGAACCAUGAAUGAUGAACUAGUUGGUGCUUGAGGAAUACAUGAAUGAAAACCGGGCCAUUAGAACAA